This is a messenger RNA of Punica granatum (pomegranate), 2120 nucleotides long. The record is from RefSeq and is a predicted model, not a curated record. NCBI's taxonomy places the organism in Eukaryota, Viridiplantae, Streptophyta, Magnoliopsida, Myrtales, Lythraceae.
AGCGGCUGCCGAAAGGAAAAUUGGACUGACUUGCACUGUCCGCUGUCCAGCGAGGACUGAGGAAGAAAGGGGCCAAAGCGGCUGCAAUUAACGAUUGGGUUAAGGCGGAUUAGGAACUAGGAAAAGCUCUGGGGAAGAGCAGCAGCAGCUGCAGCAGCAGAAGAGCAAGUGCAGGAAGAGGACGACGAUGACGUUGGCGAGCUCACGGACGGCAGGCCGAUCCUGCAGGCUCCUUCGUGCUCGUGGCGCCUUCUCUCACCAUCUGCCCUCCAUGCACGCCGCCUCUCCGCCUCUCUCUCGGCAGAUAAGCAUGGAUGCUCAAAAUCUUACUGCACGGUUAAAAAGUUCAGGCCUUCUGAGGAGUCAGGCGCUUAUUGGAGGAAAAUGGAUUGACGCAUACGAUGGGAAGACCAUUAAGGUUCAUAAUCCAGCAACUGGUGAAGUUAUAACUGAAGUUCCAUGCAUGGGUUCAAAAGAAACAAAUGAUGCUAUAUCUUCUUCAUAUGAUGCAUUCUAUUCUUGGAGCAAACGGACUGCCGCUGAGAGGAGCAGACAUUUAAGAAAAUGGUAUGAUCUGCUGAUCGCCCACAGAGAAGAACUGGGACAACUUAUAACUCUGGAGCAAGGAAAACCUUUAACAGAAGCCAUGGGCGAGGUUACAUAUGGGGCAAAUUUCAUUGAGUUUUUUUCAGAGGAAGCUAAGCGUGUGUAUGGUGAUAUCAUUCCAUCGCCUCUAGCAGAUCGCCGUUUGUUAGUUUUAAAGCAGCCCGUAGGGGUUGUAGGUGCUAUCACGCCAUGGAACUUUCCAUUAGCCAUGAUCACUCGAAAGGUUGGACCGGCCCUUGCCUGUGGUUGUACAGUGAUCAUAAAGCCUUCUGAAUUCACGCCUCUCACAGCUUUAGCGGCAGCUGAGCUUGCACUUCAGGCUGGAAUACCACCGGGUGCUGUAAAUGUAGUGAUGGGGAACGCUUCUGAUAUUGGGGAUGCCUUACUCGCUAGUCCACAGGUAAGAAAGAUUACUUUCACGGGUUCAACAGCUGUUGGGAAGAAGUUGAUGGCAGGUGCAUCUGCAACGGUUAAAAAGAUUUCUUUAGAACUUGGGGGCAAUGCGCCAUGCAUAGUGUUUGAUGAUGCAGAUAUUGAUGUGGCUGUGAAAGGAGCACUAGGAGCAAAGUUCCGUAAUAGUGGACAAACAUGUGUGUGUGCAAACAGAAUUAUUGUGCAAGAAGGCAUAUAUGAAAAAUUUGCUGAUGCUUUCUCGAAAGCUGUCCAGAAUCUAAAAGUUGGCGAUGGCUUUAGUGAAGGUGUUGCACAGGGGCCACUUAUCAAUGAAGCUGCACUGCAUAAGGUUGAGUCAUUCGUUCAAGAUGCCCUCUCUAAGGGAGCAAAAGUCCUACUUGGUGGCAAAAGGCACAGCCUAGGAAGGACAUUUUACGAGCCUACAGUUUUGAGUGAUGUAAAAAGUGAGAUGCUUAUCUCAAGGGAGGAAGUAUUUGGACCUGUGGCACCCCUUCUGCGCUUUAAAACUGAGGAAGAAGCUAUUCGUAUGGCUAAUGAUACCAAUGCAGGUUUAGCUGCAUACAUUUUUACAAACAAUGUUCAACGUUCAUGGAGGGUCACUGAGGCCCUUGAGUACGGGCUGGUCGGUGUCAAUGAAGGAUUAAUCUCGACAGAGGUGGCUCCAUUUGGAGGCAUCAAGCAAUCUGGUCUUGGACGGGAAGGUUCCAAAUAUGGGAUUGACGAAUAUCUUGAAUUGAAAUACAUGUGCUUGGGUAAUAUGACCGGUAAUUGAUGUUGCCCACAACUUUUCCUAUGGCAACAAAGGGCAAAUCAGGCGCCGCCUCUGCCCCUCUUCAACCUCCUUUCACCCUUUUGCUUGCUUUGAAUAACGGAAGUGAUCAGCCACAGCAUCAGUUUUCCCUAUGCAUCAGAGAAAUUCCACAGCACGGGGCAGUAGCUACUUUGUUCGCUCUAAUCAUGUGUAUAUGUACUUAAAUAAGUGCCGGUUCAUAUCGGUUUGCUAGUUUACGUAAUUAAGCGCUGCUUCAUAACAGUUGCUUAGUUUGUGUGAUUAAACGGUGUUGGUUGCCCCGUUCUGUCCAUUUAGCCUUCGUUAUUCA